UGUGCCUUCCAAACUGUGCUUUAGAAUCUUCACCUUUGUCCCUCAGCACCUACGCAGGAAUCAAAAGGCCAAGAUGUCCAAGUCAGCUUUGCAGCAAUGCCUCCAGCUCUGGUUGUCCUUGUUGAUAGCAUCUCCCAUACAAGGCAAGGUGGUCGCCCAUCCCCAUGUGCAGGUCCCUGUGGAUCGUCCUGUCACACUGUCCUGCAAUCUCACACUGACGAGGGACGAAAAACUGAAGCAGGUGCGCUGGUUGGAUGGCCGCAAUGUCACCUUCCUCACUUACCUACCCCGGCAGCGACCCAGCAUCACAGACCCAGAGCACGUGGUCCUGACGACCGCAACCCGCGACUCCAGCGCCAUCACUAUUCGGAGGGCGGGGCCUAUAGACGAGGGCUGCUACACGUGCCAGUUUGACGUGUUCCCCACUGGAAUGCAGGAGGGACAGACCUGCCUCACACUCACAGCAACGCCGAGCUCAAAUGGCAACGUGACAGCAGUGAGCGGGAAGGCGGCCACACUGUCGUGUCGAUAUGGACUCCCCAAGAGGGUCCAGCAGGUGCUGUGGAUGAAAGCAGCAGCGCAGGGUGAACUCAGUGACGUGGCCUCCUUUGCCAAACGAGGGGAGCCCACGGUCUUGAACCCCCUGCGUGGCCGUGUCAGUAUCAGCCGCACCCUGGACGAGUCCCACCUGUCUAUCAAGCCUGUGAGGAUGGAGGAUGAAGGCUGUUACGUCUGCGAAUUCCAUGCCUACCCCGAAGGCAUCAAGAGCGCCUCAGCCUGCCUCACUGUUUAUGUGCUACCCAGACCACAGGUGAAUCACAAGACUGUGUCCGAUGGGGUUAUUGAAGCAAACUGCACAGCGCUGGCCCGGCCAGCCGCUGAAGUCGUGUGGAACGUGGAAGGGGACAACAGGACACUGGGCCCGCCUGCCAUCUCAUCCUUCAGACAGAGUGACGGGACCACGCUGGUUGUGAGCACACUGUCCCUGCGCACAGAAAUACUCCGGGACCAGUCGGUAAAGUGCCUGGUCCAUCACAGGGGCCUGGAGUCCGCUAUCUCGGUCUCCAUGAAUACCAAGAUUGGGAAAGCCCUCACCAUCCUCAUUGCCAUAACCAGCAUAGCAGCCAUAAUCCUCAUGUGCCUCUGUUUCUGCCUGUGGAAGUGUUUCCUGCAUAAGGGUGACUGAUCGCUGGAGCCAAGGUUAGUUAAACGGUGAAAAAGCCAAGUUCCAUCUGUCCCACGCUGAUGACGUUUCGGAGAAUCAUUGGCACUGCGGACCAACGUUUUCAUGGUUCCUCAGAAAAAGUACUAAGCUGUAAAGGACAAGUCCAUGGAUAUCACGCAAGGUGGAGGAAGAAUAAGCUAUGCUGUAAUCAAUGGAAUGGUAUUAUAUGACUUCAGACAAGACAGGUACUGAUGUGGUUCUCAAUGAAUAAUGGAAGAAGCAAGAUAAUUCUAGUAAGCUAUGUAUUCUGCUUUUGACAAGCUGGAUAUUAUGGUGAAAGAUCCAUCAUGAUACAGUGCUUUGCUCAAAGUAGUACCAUUUUAUUAUACUGUGGCUGGAGAUUUGUCACUGAGACUUUGUUUUGGGUUGCUGAAGUGAUACUUGUACUGGUCCAGGACCCACCGAGACCUGUUCAUAUUGGAUCAUCACUCCCUUAGUGGGGCUCCUUCACCUUCAAGAAAUGCUGAAAAUUGGUGGGGUUGACUUGCCUAAAGCGGAAAUGUUUUGGCAGACCAGGUGUGUUGCGCAGGCAGUGGCAAAGCUGCUGGUCUCGUCAAUACACGCAUCAUUUGCAGGUUCGAGUCCCAAAACAGUUACUGCUAUUACCCAUGAAGCAGGUUGUUGUCAUCUGAAAUUCUUCAUCAGAUGAUCCUGCUCUACAUGUAAUUUAAAGAUUGUAAAGUCUGUGCAUUGUCAUUGUCUACUUUGUGUCUAUUGUUGUUGUUGUUAUUGUUAAGUGCAGUUGAGUCACUGUCAUUUUUCGACAACCAAGUUGUUUUAACACACCCCACAAGUCUUUUUUGUCAGUACUGUCUAAUCUGUGGUUGCUUUUUCACCACAACUUCCUUUUGUAAUAUGACUCUCUCCAUCAUGACACAAAAGUCACAGCUGUUUUGGAACACAAGAAAUCACAGGUACAAGGGUCACAGUAAUAGUGGAACAUAGAUCUCUACUUUGUAACCCCAAACUCCUGCCUUUGUCUCUGAAAUAAUUCAAAGAUAUUAGAGGUGUAUUACUAUUUAAAAUUUCUUGACUUCUUAGCAGAAGUACUUCAAUUCUGUGAUUUUUAGGGCAAGGCUCGUGCAUUAAUGUAAAAAUGGUGUAAUUAAAUUAUAUUAACAGAUCCCACACUACAAGUGAAAUGUAUCACAUUUUAUGGCAGGGGUCUUAAUUUAUCACUGAAAAGCUGGUUAUAGUGACACGAAACAGUGUUUAUAACUUGAUGUUGGACUGACCACACAUUUUAUACUAGGGUGGUGCUGCUGAUACACCAUGUGAUUUUCUCGUAAUCAAGUUCUUCUUUUGCUGUUACUGCUGUGUCAGUUAAGACAGCCCCUGCAUGAGAUUAUACUAAAUAAAAUUGCAUAAUAACUUA
This is a messenger RNA of Scleropages formosus (Asian bonytongue), 2600 nucleotides long. Its product is annotated as OX-2 membrane glycoprotein. Lineage: Eukaryota; Metazoa; Chordata; Actinopteri; Osteoglossiformes; Osteoglossidae. Gene Ontology annotation, molecular function: cell-cell adhesion mediator activity. The record is from RefSeq and is a predicted model, not a curated record. Bases 74 to 1186 code for a protein of 370 amino acids. The transcript is spliced from 7 exons.